Molecule: messenger RNA, 4619 nt
Organism: Phyllopteryx taeniolatus (common seadragon)
Lineage: Eukaryota; Metazoa; Chordata; Actinopteri; Syngnathiformes; Syngnathidae
Product: long-chain-fatty-acid--CoA ligase 1-like
Exons: 23
Coding region: 1093-3189 (698 amino acids)
Biological process (GO): long-chain fatty-acyl-CoA biosynthetic process; long-chain fatty acid metabolic process; very long-chain fatty acid metabolic process
Cellular component (GO): membrane; endoplasmic reticulum
Molecular function (GO): arachidonate-CoA ligase activity
Source: RefSeq, a predicted model, not a curated record
GAGUCGUGACCGAAAGAACAAGAUCCCGGAUACAAGUGGCCGAAAUGAGUUUCUUCCGCAGGGUGUCCGGGCUCUCCCUUAGAGAUAGGGUGAGAAGCUCGGUCACCUGGGAGGGGCUCAGAGUAGAGCCGAUGCUCCUCCGUAUUGAGAGGAGCCAGAUGAGGGGGCUCGGGCAUCUGUUUAGGAUGCCUCACGGACGCCUCCCUGGUGAGGUGUUCUGGGUACAUCCCACCGGGAGGAGACCCCGGGGACGACCCAGGAUACGCUGGCCUGGGAACGCCUCGGGAUCCCCCCGAAAGAGCUGGAGGAAGUGGCUGGGGAGAGGGAAGUCUGGGCGACCCUGGUAAAGCUAGUGUUCCCGUGACCCGACCUCAGAUAAGCGGUAGAAAAUGGAUGGAUGGAUGGAUGGAUAUUGACAAGCAAAAUACCAUUGACAAGAGUUUAGGCGGAGCGUAAUGCAAAGUCAAUUAUCUUCACUGGAUUAUCUAUAUCACUCAUUUUAUUGCUUCCGUCAGUGUUUCUCUCAUUCAGUAAUCAUCUCAGCUGACCACAGAGGUCAGAGGCCACUGGGGUAAAGUUAAGUGGGCAGAGCAGAAAAUGAAUCAGUCAGAGAGAAAGCGAGACAGAGUGUUGUUGUGCAAGGAGCCUACUUCUCAAGGGCAGGUUAGUGUGCCGGUUGCUGUCGCAGCAGUCACAACAGAGUAAGAGAAGCAACGGUCUUACCUGUCUGUUACAGACAAUUUUCUGAGAUUGUCAUAGGUUGCCUGAUUGAUGGAAACAUGGUUUGAUUAUCCCCAUUUCUGGUUCUGUUGUUACAUUUGAAUCUGGGUUUAAGUGUGCUACAUUAUGAUAUCGCCUGGUGGACAGACUUUCCGAGGCAGAUGCCUUACAUUGGCAUUGAAAGUGUGAAACUAUUAUCAGCAGGUACACUAUACACUCCUGGCCUGAAGUGCUUCAUACACUCCAUUACCUCAGGGUCUCCUAAAACCAAGCCGACCUUCAGAGCCACAUUCUUACUGUACUCAUCACCCAAUCCACCUCGCCCAAGUGAAAAAGCCAAACACCACCAUCUGAUACCUCAUCAUCAGAAUCAUGCUGAGCCAGGAGUUCUUGCAGAAGCUGAGACUGCCAGAUCUGGAUUCUGUCAGUCAGUACUGCAGGGGUCUCUCCAUCUCUACAUUAAUCAGCAUGGGGGCGAUCACAGCUGCAACAACCUUAUACAUGGCAACACGACCAAAGGCCCUCCCACCCAUCUGUGAUCUCAAAAUGCAGUCAGUCGAAGUUCCGGGAGGAGAGUUUGUAUACCAAUCAGCUCUGCUGAAUGGUGACAGUCUCUUGACGCAUUUCUAUGACGACGCAAAAACAAUGUAUGAAUUCUUCCUGAGGGGCGCUCAAGUAUCCAAUAAUGGUCCUUUUUUGGGCUCCAGGAAACCCAAAGGUCCCUAUGAAUGGAUGUCCUACCAAGAGGUGAUGGAGCGAACAGAAAAUCUCGGAUCCGCUUUUCUGCAUAACGGACACUCCAAGGCCACUGACCCCAACAUUGGCAUCUUCUCUCAAAACAGACCUGAGUGGACUAUCACUGAGCUGGCAUGCUACGCGUAUUCCCUGGUGUCUGUCCCGCUUUAUGACACACUUGGUGCAGAGGCCAUCAACUACAUUAUAGACAAAGCUUCCAUCUCCACCAUAGUGUGCGAUGUGGCAGAUAAAGUCAACCUGGUACUUGACUGUGUAAAAGACAAGAAAUACACUGUGAAGACCAUUGUUGUAAUGGAGAGUCCGAGCGAAGAGCUGGUGGACAGAGGCAAGCAAGCUGGAAUCGACAUUCUCAGCUUGCGCGAGAUGGAGGCCAUUGGAAAGGCGAACUAUCACCAACCUGUGCCUCCCAGACCUGAAGAUAUGGCUGUCAUCUGCUUUACUAGUGGAACAACAGGAAACCCAAAGGGAGCGAUUUUGUCACAUAAGAAUAUUGUGUCCAACUGCUCCGCUUUCCUUCAGCUAACACAGGCCACCUGUCUAUUGGGUCCCAGGGAUAUCCAUAUUUCAUUUCUUCCCCUGGCUCACAUGUUUGAGAGAGUUGUACAGGGAGUGAUGAUGGUUCAGGGAUCCAAGAUUGGAUAUUUCCAGGGAGAUAUUCGUCUUCUGAUGGAUGACCUCUGUACACUAAAACCUACUGUGUUUCCUGUGGUACCUCGACUUCUAAACCGGAUAUACGAUAAGAUCUUUGGGCAGGCCAACACUUCUGUGAAGCGGUGGCUGCUGAAUUUUGCAUACAGUCGAAAGGAAGCAGAGAUGUCGAAAGGCAUUGUAAGGAGAGACAGCAUCUGGGAUAGAUUAAUCUUCAGAAAGGUUCAGGCUAGCCUUGGGGGUUGCGUACGUCUGAUGAUAACGGGGGCUGCUCCCGUCUCGCCUACUGUCCUCACUUUCCUCCGAACUGCAUUAGGAUGUCAGUUCUAUGAAGGCUAUGGACAGACAGAGUGUACCGCUGGUUGCACAUUGACCAUGCCAGGUGACUGGACUGCCGGUCACGUUGGUGCUCCUCUGCCUUGUAACUUCAUCAAGCUGGUAGAUGUGGCUGAAAUGAACUACCUGGCUGUAAAUGGCGAAGGAGAGGUGUGUGUGAAAGGUCCCAACGUGUUCCAGGGUUACCUGAAUGAUCCGGAGAAGACUGCAGAGACUAUUGAUGCUGAUGGAUGGGUUCACACUGGAGACAUUGGGAAAUGGCUUCCUAAUGGCACACUAAAGAUUGUGGAUAGGAAGAAGCACAUCUUCAAACUGUCUCAGGGGGAAUACAUAGCUCCCGAGAAGAUAGAGAAUGUCUAUGUGAGGAGUGAUGGCGUGGCACAAGUUUUCGUGCAUGGAGACAGUCUACAGAGUUUUCUGGUAGCAGUGGUGGUUCCGGACCAUGACUUCCUGUGUGGUUGGACCAAGAGGACCAUGGGAGUGGAGGGCAGCUAUAAUGCACUUUGCAGUAGAGCGGAUGUCAAGGCGGCUAUCUUGGACGACAUGGUGCGACUCGGCAAGGAAGCCGGCCUCAAGUCGUUUGAGCAGGUGAAGGCCAUAUGUCUCCAUCCUGAGCUGUUCUCAAUCGACAAUGGUCUGCUCACGCCAACACUGAAAGCCAAGAGAAACGAAUUGAGACAACACUUUAGAUCCCAGAUGGAUGAGCUAUACGUUGGCAUCAAGAUGUAGGAGAACAGAAAGAAAUGUGGAUGGAAAGAUAGCCAAGAAUGAAGGACAGACACACACCAAAUGAUGGAACAUGCCAUUUCACUCCAAAGGAAGUUUUCACUUCAGACCUCAUACUGUGAGCUGUUAUAUAGCUGUUAAUGAAAGACAUGCAUUUUUUACCCCCACAAUUUAAACCAGUUCCCAAGUGUCUUAAUCGUAUGUCUGUGACAUGCGCCUGUCCAAAUACCCGAAAGAUCAAUAAUUAUAAUACACCGCAACAUCCACUUUUAACACCCUGCGUGAAGUUAUUCGGUUUUGAUGUCCUGCGGGCCCAAUCCCAUAUGGCUUUUGUUACCAGGACUACUAGAAGCCGAGUCUUAAAAGGUGAGGGCAAACAUGCCACAGGCACCGUAGCCACCAGACCGCAAACCACUGGAGAGGGGACUUUUUCACUGUUCUGCAGAAUUACAUGUAGUAGAUUAAAUUAGUGUAGUAGAUUAAUUUGGCACAUACAGUGGGCACAUCGCCAAACUCAAUUAUUCUAGUUCAAUUUAGCCGAAUGUUUACUGUAAAUAACACUCAUACAGUAACUAUUGUAUACCAACUUCUGAAUACUUUCCGUACACACUGUAAGUGCCAUUUAUGAGCAGCUAAUGCUAAUCUAUGCAACCAACAAAACUCAUUGCUGCGCUGAUUAUUUUAUGGAUUUGUCACAGUGUUUCACUCCGUGUCGUCCAGCUGUUGUUUGAAAGACCUGGGCGGAUAAACUCUGUGUGGGCCAUAUUAUGCACAUUUGACACACUAUUGCAUCUCAAACUGGCAAAAUUCAGGAUGGCUUGCCUACAGUCACAUUUUCGGAAACAGGCAGUUCACAAAAUACUUACUUGGUUGUUUAAUUUCAUAUUAAUGGAUUGUCGAGCACUCCAAAGACCCAAUUAUUUGCACACAAACAGAUCAGAAUACAGUACAUGUACAUUUUUCACACUAUGACCCCUUUAAAUGGUGAUGGAAGAGUGUUUAUUGCCAUAAUAUUGUACACAAAAAUACACACGUAAUUUUUACUUAAAAAAAAUUAAAUAAAAUCAUUUGCCCUACUAAACGAGUUUCAUGAACAAAGAUUCCAUUCUUGUUUUUGUUGAAAAAUAUUUUGUUUAUGACUAACAAUGCAACCAACCAACCUACUAACUAACCAACAAAAGGAAAAAUCCACAAAUAAUGAUAAUCCUCAGGAAAAGAACAAUUACAGGACAAAUGGAAAAUAUUUUAAUAUAUGUAAUUUGAACUCAUGUGAAAUAAAUGAUUGUUUCUUUAUGAUUUAAUUAUAUAAUUAUUGAAAUGUGUAUGUGUAUCGAAAAGAGUUGUGUGCUCUAUAUAAUUAUUUUUUACUGUAUUUGUAUGUAUGUAAUUGUAAUUUACGUUGUAAUUUUUUUAAUUAAAAAUAAUUAACAGAG